Cuscuta campestris is the source of this 1112-nucleotide messenger RNA. The record is from the annotation of a GenBank genome assembly. NCBI's taxonomy places the organism in Eukaryota, Viridiplantae, Streptophyta, Magnoliopsida, Solanales, Convolvulaceae.
UAAGACAAAUCAAACAAGAUCACACAUGACUAUUUUUAGACUUACACAUUGAGAGAAUUUGAUGAGUCAAAGUGCUUAGAUGAACAGUUCCAAAAGUCAAAACUGGACAAAAAGAGUGGGACGGAGGCCUAGGGUUCAACCAAGGCAUGGAUUCUGACAAGGGCGUGCACGGUGGUGAUGGCGCACAAGGACUAGACAGAGGAUGAUUCCGGCGAGAAGAAAUUACAGGUAAUGCAUUUCCACAUCACACUCUUGCAUUAAGAAUAAAUUUGAUGGGCAAGCCUAAGAGAGCAGGGGGUUUAGGACUUAAGAACAUGAUACAUUGGAACUAUGCCUGCAAUCAGGCACUUAUGUGGGAUAUAUCAAGCAAAAAGGAUAUCCUGGAUCCACAAUAGGUACUUAAAACAUCACACCAUCUGGGAGAUCCAGCCCAAACCCGGGAUGUGCUACUACCUGAGGAAAAUACUUAACAACAGGAAAUUAUUCUCAGGUAUGAACAUGAAUGGAGAAUAUGACACUCAAAAAGGAUAUGAAUGGAUCAUGGGUUCCCCUACAGAGUUCAAAGCUCAUCAUAUUGUAUGGAAUAAACUGACUAGUCCUAAACAUCAGUUCUUUCAAUGGCUUAUCUGGAGGAAUAGAUUGAACACCAGAGUAAGGCUUAGCAGAUUCAUGGAAAUUGAUACAAAUUGUGUACUCUGUAAUGCUGGAAAAGAGGACAGAGAACACCUGGUCUAUGUGUGCUCUUAUAUGAAAAACAUUAAGGCAGCAAUUGGGCAGUGGAUACACUAUAGAUGGCUGGCCGAAAAUGAUGAUGAUAUGAUGGAAGAAAUCAAACAAAUAAAGGGAAGAAAGAGGAGGCAAAUAGUGAUGGCUGCUUUUGCUGCAAUCUGUUAUGCGGUCUGGAGGGCGCGCAAUAUGAGAAUUAAGCAACAAAAGAUGGUCUCUUCGAAAGAAAGUAAAGAGUGGAUCAAAUUCCACAUGAAAACAUUUAUAAACCAUAAACUCAAGGGAAUUUGCUUACAGUAGAGUAUAUUAGAUUAACUGUUUGAUAUUCUACUAAUAUGUUGUAUAAGGGAUAUUUCUGAGGUGGUGAAUGAAAUAUUUGCGCUUUU